UCUGACAGUACAAUGUUCAAUGUAAUCGUUUUUUAGUUUUAACCGAAUUUCUUCGUGUUUGUUAUUAAUUCAGUGACUUACUGAAUAGUUAAACUCGAAUUGAAAUAUUUCGUUUAAAAACACCGGUUUUCAUUCAUAACAAUACUGAGGCUGAGAAAAUUCUGUGAACUUUCACACGAAAGACAAUCAAAACUUAGGCAAUUUUAACUUUUAAUACCAUGGCAGAAGGUAACAAAAGCAUAAAAAACGAUGUAGUACAUAAACUCGUUAAAAAUUUUCUCAGCGGAAACUUAAAAUAUGAUUUAACACAAGAUGAAAUAAACGAACUAUCUUUGGACAAACAAGAAAUGUUUUUGCAGUCAACAAUUCAUAGCCCUCUUUAUAAGCAAUAUCCCUUAAAAGUUGAGUUUUGUAGAUUAUUUUUUAAGAAACUAAUUAAAUAUUUGGACCAGUAUUCUGAAGUCCAUGAUGAUAUGUAUGAGUUUAUAUGUUCUUUGAUGAAAAUAAAAAAUGAAGAAAAUACAUUCUGUUAUAGACAUUACAUUUUUCAAAAUUUAAAUGACAUUAUUACAAUAAAAGAAACAAAUAACAUGGUUAUAAAUGGAACAACUGGUAUGAAAACUUGGGAGGCUGCUAUAAUGUUAUCAGACUGGAUGUUAUGUAACAAAGAAUUAUUUCAUAAUAAAAGACUAUUAGAACUAGGUUCAGGAGUUGGUUUUACAGGAAUUACCAUUGGAAAGUUCUGUUCAUCAAAAUCUAUAACAUUAACUGAUUGCCAUAGUGAUGUUCUUAAUUUACUUGUAGAAAAUAUAAAAAUUAACUUUCCAGACUUACAAAAAACUACUACUUUACAAUUUCCCAGUUUUAAGAAUGAACACAAAGUAAUAGAUGUUAUUAAAUUAGAUUGGCAUUGUCUCGAAGAUAUAGAUGUUAAUUACUAUCCAGAUAUUGUGAUUGGUGCUGAUAUAGUGUAUGAUCCAUCAAUUCUUUUACCCCUUUGCAGUGUUUUAGAUACAUUUUUUAAUAGAAAUCCUCAUUUACAAGUGUAUAUUGCAAGUGUUAUAAGGAAUGAAGACACUUUUAAUCAAUUUACAAAAGUUUUAGAUAACAUUAAUGUUGCAGUUGAUAAGGUGGUUCCAUCGGAAUGUGUCUUUUUGAAUUGGGAUAAAGAAAUGAAGAGAUGUAUACUGAAAAUAAUAAAAAAAACAUGACAUUAUUUACAACAUUUUGAAUGUAAUUAUUUUACAUAGAUUGUGUUUAUUAUUUUUGCUCAUGGUACAUUAAUUCAUUCAAAACAUACAUACAUAGUAGCAUAAAGGUGUCCAACCACAAUCCUUAAGUUAGUUUCAAUUUAAGAUACUGGGGGACGUGAAACUGGUGCGUCGACCCUAUAGGAUUAGGACAAGGAGGACGCAGAGAGUUAAAGAGAAACCUCUAAAAACUGCAGCGAUAACAACUCGUGGUAAAUAAAAAAAUUAACUCCGCUCGUGUUAUCCUCGCAAUUCUAUAACGUCUGGUUUCCGAACAAGCAUUAUGUGUCACUGUCUUGUUAAUGUCAAUGUCAAAAUCAAGUCACGAUUUUUACAGUAAUUUAUAUUUUAUUUUAUGAAGAAUUUAUUCGAAUAAGUAUUAGUUAUCAAUUUAAUAAUAAUAUAAACAUUUGUCCAAAAAGCUUCUUAAAGCAAAUUGUUACCCAAAAACCAUAUA
This is a messenger RNA of Papilio polytes (common Mormon), 1707 nucleotides long. RefSeq names its product protein-lysine N-methyltransferase EEF2KMT. The record is from RefSeq and is a predicted model, not a curated record. The coding region runs from base 219 to 1211 and encodes 330 amino acids. The transcript has 5 exons. Lineage: Eukaryota; Metazoa; Arthropoda; Insecta; Lepidoptera; Papilionidae.